This is a messenger RNA of Lathyrus oleraceus (garden pea), 1743 nucleotides long. RefSeq lists its product as uncharacterized. The transcript has 2 exons. NCBI's taxonomy places the organism in Eukaryota, Viridiplantae, Streptophyta, Magnoliopsida, Fabales, Fabaceae. The record is from RefSeq and is a predicted model, not a curated record. The coding region runs from base 1 to 1743 and encodes 580 amino acids.
AUGUCUCAACAAUCCAACUCUUCUCCUUCCAAGAACAUGCCUUGUUCUCCUAGCGUUGAACCAAGCAACCCUAACAGAGAAGAUCCUGUUGCUGACUCUGCGGAUACCCCACAUGCAAGAAGACCUAAAGAAACUGUAUCAGGCUUCUCCUCAGCCAUCGUUCUUGAGGAACGAACCAAAGAAGGUUCCAGGUAUGUUCACAAUGCCAUUGCCACUAUGGUGACUGGAAUACUGUCUGGAAAUCAUAAGGUCCUUGGGGUUUCCAUUCCCUUAAACACUAUUGAAACUGAUAGUGUUGCUUAUCAAGAAAAUACUGAGUCUUUAGGAAAGAAUAUCUCUGAUGAUGUUGAGCAAACUGAUGCUCAUAAGGAGUCAAAUGUUGACAAACCCUUAGAUAAUGUGGCUGGUGAGGAAGUUCAUGUCACUCAUGAUGUCAGUGACAAUCCUAACUGUGAGGCUGAAACAGUAGACCUGGAGAAAUUUUCUGAUAAUGAUCUAUUGUCCUCAGUCCUCCCUAGCAUAGCCAAAAGGGUUAGGACUAGGAGAGAAAAGAAAACUGUGGCUCAAAGGUCCCCCAGAAAGAAGAUUGAUGUUCCAACCUCUUCCAAGACAAAGGUGGAAGUCGAGAGUUCCCUCAAGAGGAAAGGUCAUGGUCCAAACAAAUCUUGGAGCAAAGUGGUGCCCAAGAAAAAGAAUACCAAGUUUGUUGUUGUUGAGUCUGACUCAGAUGUUUCGUGUAAUGUCUCUUACACUCUGUCAAAGAAGAAGCCAACCACUAGCAAGCUUGCAGCUAGUAUCCCUGAGAUACCAAUUGACAACAUAUCUUUUCAUUUUGCUUCAAGUGUAAACAGGUGGAAAUAUGUUUAUCAGAAGAGGCUGGCUUUGGAAAGGGAAUUAGCUCAGAAUGUCCUAGACUGUAAGGAUAUUAUGGAUCUUAUUCAAGAGGCUGGUUUAAUGAAGACUGUGACUCAGUUUUCAAAGUGCUAUGAGAUGCUGGUAAAGGAAUUUAUUGUUAAUUUGUCUGAAGAAUGUGCUAAUGGCAAGUCUAAGGAAUUCAGGAAAGUGUAUGUGAGAGGCAAGUGUGUAAAUUUCUCUCCUUUAGUGAUCAACAAGUAUUUGGGAAGGCCUGAUGAAGCUCAACCUGAGCUUGAGAUUGGAGCUGCUAACUGGGUGCCCACCAAUCAUAAAUCUACAGUUGCUGUAAUGCUUGGAAAGUUUAUAUAUGCUGUUGGAACCAAAGCCAAAUUUGACUAUGGCUCCUAUAUUUUUGAUCAAACUUUAAAGCAUGCAGGAAUCUUCAGUGUGAAGGGUCCUAUAGCCUUUCCUUCUCUCAUUUGUGGUAUUGUUUUGAAUCAGUUUCCAAACAUCUUAACUGAGAAUGAUUCUGUGAAGAAAAGAGACAGCCCUAUGUCUUUCAAUCAUAAGCUGUUCCUAGGUACCCAUGUCCCUGACAUUGUCAUGACAUCAGGUGAGACAUCACGUGUAAGCAAUCAGCCAGGUAAAGCUGUUGUCAUUGCAAUGCUCAAAGAAACCUGCAGGGAAUUAGAGGCAAGGAAGCUGAACUUGGAAAAAUUGAUUAGCUCUUUGGAGAUGACUGAAGGUGAUGUGCUAGCUGAUGGUGGAGAAUUUGGUGAAGCUGAUGCUGUUGCAGAAGAAGCUGAAAGACAAGGUGAAGAGAGAGAAGCAGAUGCCAGUCCUGAUGAUGGCACAUAUGAUGAUGUUGACUCUGAGUCAGAUGACUAG